This is a messenger RNA of Cornus florida, 1043 nucleotides long. RefSeq names its product ras-related protein YPT3. Gene Ontology annotation, molecular function: GTPase activity; GTP binding. Bases 137 to 784 code for a protein of 215 amino acids. The record is from RefSeq and is a predicted model, not a curated record. The transcript has 2 exons. Gene Ontology annotation, cellular component: endosome. Lineage: Eukaryota; Viridiplantae; Streptophyta; Magnoliopsida; Cornales; Cornaceae.
CAUCUUUCCAAGAAUCUAGCAAAACCCGACAAGAGUCCUUCUUCCUUGCUAUUUCCCUCUUCAAAUUUGGAAAAGGGCGAAACGAAGCAAAACGAAAACAAGUGAAGAAGCUAAAGAGGGAGAAAAGAAAAAAGAGAUGGCUGGAUAUAGAGGUGAAGAUGAGUACGAUUACCUGUUCAAGUUGGUUUUGAUUGGUGAUUCAGGUGUGGGAAAAUCGAAUCUUCUUUCGAGGUUUACUAAGAACGAGUUCAAUCUGGAGUCUAAGUCUACAAUCGGGGUUGAGUUUGCCACCAAGAGUCUGACUGUCGAUGGUAAGGUUCUCAAAGCUCAGAUUUGGGACACUGCUGGUCAAGAAAGGUAUCGUGCCAUUACUAGUGCUUACUACCGAGGAGCUGUUGGUGCGUUACUUGUAUAUGAUGUCACUCGACAUUCUACGUUCGAGAAUGUUGGAAGGUGGUUGAAGGAGUUAAGGGACCACACAGACCCCAAUAUCGUAGUAAUGCUUAUUGGCAAUAAAUCAGAUCUCCGACAUCUUGUGGCAGUUUCUACGGAGAAUGGUAAAUCUUUAGCUGAAAGGGAGUCCCUCUUCUUUAUGGAAACUUCUGCCUUGGAAGCAACCAACGUGGAAAAUGCUUUCAUGGAAGCUCUUACUCAUAUAUACCGUAUAGUUAGCAAGAAGGCAGUUGAGACUGGUGAUGAAGGAGCUCCUUCGGCCGUUCCAUCUAAAGGAGAGACGAUUAAUGUCAAAGACAAUGUGAAUAGAGUUGGAUGUUGUUCAAGCUAGGAUUUUGUAUCUCAAGGAUGUGGCCAGUAGUUCUCUAGGCAUGUCCACGAUUUACUAACCACGUGAACACCAGAUGGAUUAUUCAGUUUUAAGCAUGUAAUUGAAUAGGAGCAAAGUGUGGUAUAGUUAAAGCAUUAAUCUAGUGGGAAAAUGUAAUAUGUUAGGUAUGCUUUGAUAUGUUUGAAUAUUUCUUGAAAAAGUUUGUUUCUGGAAAUUUAUUGCCGAAAUGAACAGUUUAUAAACUUGACAUUUUGUGAAA